Molecule: messenger RNA, 3338 nt
Organism: Leptopilina heterotoma
Lineage: Eukaryota; Metazoa; Arthropoda; Insecta; Hymenoptera; Figitidae
Product: ly6/PLAUR domain-containing protein 6-like
Exons: 7
Coding region: 535-1101 (188 amino acids)
Molecular function (GO): acetylcholine receptor regulator activity
Source: RefSeq, a predicted model, not a curated record
UGCUGCCUGGACCGCAGGCGCUUUUGAAUACUAGGUCGACGCGUUUGGGCCAAAAUUCUCAACAGGAAUAUUCAGAAUUUUCUUCCUUUAAAGAAAAAUAGUGCAAACAAAUUAAUAAAAUGUUCCAAAGAACCUGGAGAUUUUAGAUUUUUUCCUCUUACUUGGAUUUUUAUUUAAUUUCUAGUGUUUAGAAAAUCAUUUUAUUUUGAAAAAUAGACAUUUUUUUAAAAUGAAAAAAAUAUGUUAAUUAAAAUCCACCAUGUGGGUUAAUAGAAAUUGUUUUCUACAAUGUUUAGCAUGAUUUUUCAUAUUUUCAUAUUUGGUUCAUAGUCAUUGUGUGGUGAAAGAGAAAAAAAAGGCGAACACAGUUGGUUAAAGGAGGAGGAGGAAAGAAGAUAAAAAGAGAAUGAGGUGGUGAAAACGUGGGUGGCAAAAAAAAAGGAAGUGAAAAGAGGCGGUAAUGAUCGUGACGACGGUCGUGUGGACAAAUGAACACCUCGGCACAGCGUUUGGUAUAUUCCAAAGAUGUGAGGAAUGAUCACGUGGGUUAUGGUCGGGCUGCUCCUAGCUGCGGAAACAACGUGCGGCAGAAACGACGUCUCCGAAAAUGGAAACGGAAAAGACGAAACGAAGCAGAAAAGCGGCCUGAAAGUGACUGCUGCUGACGAGGAAGAUACCUAUCGUCUAACGUGCUACACUUGCGUCAACGUCAGCGAUAACCAGAUGUGUAACGAAUGGGCGAUAGACACUCCUUGUCCGACGGGUGGCAGAGAUUUCUGCCGAUCUCUACACAUCUUAGAUAGUCUCGGAAACAGCGUGUUGGUGAGCAAAAGUUGUGCGAGCAGCGCCGAGUGCGGUCCAGCAUCAGUUGGCUGUAUACCCGUCGAUACGCAGAGGAUUUGCAUCAGCUGUUGUGACCUAAGCUACUGUAAUGUUGAUUCACCAACGAAUUCAACCAAUGCAAUUUUUUCACGUAAACGACGCACGAAAUCAAAGGCCAAACGGAAGCGACCCGGCAAAAAUGGGGUCGAGUGCCUCAGUCGAUUUUCCAGCAGCUUCCUCUGGCUCGUCGUCACACUCCUCUAUGCAUAUCAUUGCUGAAGAAGCAACUAAAAACAACGUCACUCAAUGGUGUACACACCGAAUCUGGAAAAUUCAUUAGACAAAAUAACCAAAAAAGUUGUGAAAUUUGAAAAAUCAGAGAAAACAUAUUCCCCCAAAAAACAUAUUGUAUAUCCACACAUCCAAACUUAAUUACCGAUUUAAAAAAAACAAAAAAAUUAUGUGAACUUACUUGAACGUCUUAGGUACUAUUUAUUUAAUUAAAAUUUUUCUUGUGGAUAUCAAAUUGAGACAAAAAACGUAUCAAAAUGUUGUUUCGCAACUAUUUUUUUACGUUUUUUGUCUCAAUUUGAUAUCCACAAGAAAAACUGUAAAUCAGGGAAUUAAUUUUUUUGUGGCAACCCUGUUUUAACUUCUUUUAUUUUUAACUUUCCAUCUUUUUUCCCCCCCUUGAAACAAUGUAGUGUUAGUGUGACAAUACUCUAGAACUAAAUUUUUCCUCUCGUUAAUUCAUAUAGGAUUUUUGAUCGAAAAAAAGCAUUAAAAAACAAAUGGGCUAUUUCUUUUCUUGGCACAUCGUCAGAAAUUUUCUCUUAUAUCUUUUAACACGGAGAAAAAAAAAGGAAAAAAAAGAAUAAUAAAAUUGAGUGAACUUGCUGUAUAUAUAAGUACAUACAUAUAUUACAAUGUUCUUUAUAAUAAAAAAAAGAAGAAGAAGAAGAAGAAGACUUACGAUUUAUAUACGUAAAGAAUUUCGAUUUCAACUAUAGUAAAAAUCUCUCACAAGGCGUUCAAUUUUGUUCAAAAUUACAGCGCGCCAUGUUGCGCCCCAUCUGACACUAUUACUAUUAUAUACACAUAUACAUAUUGUAUAUAUACAUAUACACACCUGAAUCUAUAUAUACAACCCUCAAGGAUGGAAGAGAUCGGAAAAUAGAUAUUAUACACCUAUUUAUACUAAUUCAGAACUACAAACCAAAAUUUCACUCAAUAGAAAUUCACUUUCGCUUUAUCACGUUAGAUGAAAUAAUCUGCAAACAACUCCAUAUGGACUUUUUAGAGAAUUCCUCUAUUAUAUUAUAUAAAUAUAAAUCUCAAAUAUACAUAAUCAAUUUUUUAACUUUUAUUCUGAAUUCUACAGAGUUGUUUGUGAUAUUUUAUCCAAUAAAGAUAAAAGUUGUUAUCAUUUUGAAAGAAAGAUGUUAAUAAUUGUAAUUCUUGAGAAGUGAAGAAAUGUGACGAAAUUUUAUUUUUGAAGAAAGGUACCUAAGAAGCAAACGAUUCAUUACAUUUUUAUUUUUUUGUUACAUUUAUAAAAACUAGUUUCGAAUUUACGUAUUUAAAAAAGGGAAAUUUAAUUUAAGCCUAAUUUUUAGGUUAUGUUUACAAAAUUUUUAGUAAAAACACAGAAAGAAAUUGUCUUUCUUCAUUUUUACUCAAGUAUUCUAAACAUAAAAUUUUUUCUUCUUAGCUACCAUUUUUUGGCGGCGUCACAAAAUUUCUUUAAUUGUAAAUAACAUUCUUUUUUAAAUUGCCACCAACCGUUUGGAAAGAUUUGAAAAAUUCCCUAAUUAAAAUUAUUUUAUAUUUUAUAAAUAUUAAUAUUUUUAAUUAAUAUUAAUUCGAAAUUUUAUUUUCGACGAGAAUUCGGAUCGAAAAUCGAAUCUUUCCAAAUGGGCCAGAGCAGUAUCGUAAAUAUCGCACAAAUGUUGAAAAAUGAAGAAAAAAAUGUUUGUCACGAGCAGUGAAGAAAGGUGGAUGAAAAAAAUUUUAGGUUAUGUUUGUAUUUUUCAAAUUCGUAAAAAUUAGACUUGGGGAAAAUGGAAAAUAAAACCGAAGUGAAGAAAGAGGAUUAAUACACAUUUGGUUUAAAUCAUUAGGUGAAGAAAAAAAGAAGAUAUUUUUUAUAUAAAUUUGUUUAAAGAAGAAAAGUUCUUUUUCUUUAAUUAGGAAAAAACGAAAAUUAAUUUCUAUAUUCAAAUAACUAAAAUCGAAUGAAUUUAAUUCAAUUAACUAUAUUACUUCAAUUAGCUAUAAAUCCAUCACAAACAUAACCUAUAAUUCAGAGGCUAGAGUGCACCUUUCUUCAGUGCCGCUAACAUUUUAAAAUUCGUUGAAUUUUUCGAAUAUUGAAACAAUGUUACAAAUAAUAAUAAUUGAAGUCCGAAAUUUAGCAACUUUUUCCAUUCUAACAAAAAAAAAACGAAAAACUAAAUUUUUCAUUUAGCUUAAGUGAAAAAAAAAAAUUUUCUUCUUUUAUCAGAAUUUUAAUAUAC